AUGAGUGGGCCAAACAAUGCAAUAGAGAUAAUUCCAAAUAAGUUAUAUUGGAUCAGCGACCGUGCACCUCCACGAAAUCAAGCCAACUCCUAUUAUUUUUGCAUUGAUAAUGAAUUAGUUUACCAGCCCUUUUACCUUGACUUUGGUCCUUUAAACAUUGGAAUGGCCUACAAAUUUUGCACAGAGCUGGAAAGACUUAUAAGAAACCCUUCUUACAACUCUUACAAAAUCUAUCAUUUUACAUCACUUCUGCCAAACAAGCGAGCCAACGCAGCUUAUCUAAUGGGUGUUUUCCAAGUUCUUGUUUUAAAUAAAACUGCAGAUGAAGCUUGGCAGCCAUUUUCAAGUCUUCCUCCUUUUGAAGGAUUUAGGGAUGCAGGCGGGACAAAUUGUCCUUAUCGGUGCACGAUUCUGCAAUGCUUAAGAGGGCUCGAAAAAGCUAUUAAACUUGGCUGGUUUGACAUGGCGACGUUCAAUAUAAAAGACUACGAAUUUUAUGAGAAAGUGGAAAACGGAGACUGGAAUUGGAUUAUUCCAGGCAAAAUGCUGGCUUUUGCAUGUCCAAGCCCGACACAAAUUGACCAGCAAGGGUUUAGGGUAUGGACUCCUGAAGAUUAUGUACCUUUAUUUAAACAAAUUGGAAUCACUGCUGUGGUGAGACUAAAUAAUAAAACCUAUGAAGCUGAAAGGUUUACCAGGCAUGGGAUAAGGCAUUAUGAUUUAUAUUUUCUUGAUGGAUCAGUGCCUUCAAAUGAAAUUAUUGCUGAGUUUUUGAGGAUUGCAGAAAGAGAGCCGGGAGGACUUGCGGUCCAUUGUAAAGCUGGGCUAGGGAGAACUGGAACUCUAAUUGGAAUGUAUGCUAUGAAGCCUAAAUUAAAUAUGAUUAUUAAGCUGCUGGUGAUAUAAAGAGCCAUCUUAACCCGCUACUUAAAACUCCUCUGAAUGCUAGCAGUUUCGUGGAUUGCGUUGAUUUUGAGUCUUACUUAUCUAUCAUGCUUCGCCUCGCCCACAGAAAGGAAAAGUGGUGAAAGCCUAUGCCUCCUAAACCUCAAAGAUCAGGUUUCAAGGGCUAAGCGCUCUCUAAUAUGCUGCUUGCCUGGUAUAGCGGAUAAAGGCCCACUUACAAAACUAACCCCAUAAUAAUAAAAUUGUUGAUAGAAAAUGUUCUCGAAGAGAGCAUAUUCUGAAGACACCCAUUUUUAAUAAGUACACUAUGAAGCAUUUCAGAUUUAGAGCAGAAGAUUUUAUAGGCUAUAUUAGGCUUUGCAGACCUGGUAGUGUUCUAGGCCCUCAACAGCAAUUUUUGUGUGAUAUGCAAGAGCGAGUAUUUUCAUGGGGCGAUGAGUAUAGAACUGAACAUGAAAUUACCGCCGGAGUUUCAGUAAUUUUUAUUUAGAAGCUUAAUGUAAGCAACAAUGAAGAGCAAAAAACGCCGAUGUCUCCUGAAGAUAAAUUUAUUUCUAUGUAUGGAGAUAAAGGCCAAGCAGACAGACUAGUCAAUGCCAAAAAAUCGAAUCAAAGCUCUCCAGUUACAAGUCCUUUUAUGCCUAAGGAUAAAGGAUCUUCCGCACAGAAUCGAGCGAAUUCUACAAGCCCAGAAACUAAAAAGGUGAAAGCAGGACUUAGCAUAUUUGAUAAAGGGCCAGCUCGCCAUACUACGCCAAACUCAGUUCGUACUAAUAACACGAAAAAAGCAGGAUUCUUGAGAUAG
Blepharisma stoltei is the source of this 1711-nucleotide messenger RNA. Lineage: Eukaryota; Ciliophora; Heterotrichea; Heterotrichida; Blepharismidae. The record is from the annotation of a GenBank genome assembly.